Penicillium canescens is the source of this 993-nucleotide messenger RNA. RefSeq lists its product as uncharacterized. The transcript has a single exon. The record is from RefSeq and is a predicted model, not a curated record. Bases 1 to 993 code for a protein of 330 amino acids. Lineage: Eukaryota; Fungi; Ascomycota; Eurotiomycetes; Eurotiales; Aspergillaceae.
AUGACCAACCUGUCCGAGCCUCCGGACGGGAUCCAUGGAUAUCAUGGCAACAAUUUAGCUGUGCGGACGUUGAUGAUUGUCUUCACGUCCAUUGCAUUAUACAACGCCAUCGAACUGUUCAUAUUGCUAUUUUUGACCUUCCAAACCUACCGGGGCCUCUACUUUUGGACACUUUUGCUCUCUGUUGUGCUUGGUGUGAUUCCCCACGCCAUUGGCUACCUGCUGGAAUUCUUCUCCUUGGCACCAUUAUGGUUUUCCUUGACUCUGUCCACCAUUGGCUUUUACGUCAUGGUACCAGGGCAAUCGGUGGUCCUUUACUCACGCCUGCAUUUGGUGGUCCACAGUUCCAAAGUUCUUCGUUUUGUGCUCUGGCUCAUCAUCAUUGAUGCGGUUAUUCUUUUAAUACCAACAACCGUUCUUACAUUUUGUACCGCGUACAUUGCGCAGCCGGCAAUGGUUCGCGGAUAUAAUGUCAUGGAGCGGAUGCAAUUGGCCUGGUUCUGCGCGCAGGAAAUGGUCAUCUCAGGAAUCUACAUCAUCGAAACCGUCAAACUCCUCAAGAUGAUGCCAGAAAAGGAUCGACGACGAACUCGCAUCAUGUACGAGUUGCUGGCAAUCAAUUUGGUCAUUAUCUUGCUUGAUAUUUGUCUACUGGUCGUGGAAUAUAUUGGCUUCUACUCGCUGCAGACUACUUUGAAACCUAUGGUCUAUAGCAUCAAGCUGAAGCUUGAGUUUGGCGUGCUUGGAAAGCUCGUCUCGAUCGUGCAAACCCAACAAUCACAGCCCACCUCGUCCGAGCACGAGGAGUAUCCCGGUUUCGUGGAUCCCACUCAAUUCACGACGGAUGUUACCCACGCUGCUCCCCGGGAAUCGCGAUCACGAGGACGGAGGGGAUGGAAUUCGAAUACGAUUUCCAUGGAGAGCUUGCCCAUGUCCGAGCGUCGAAUUCGUCCAUCCACGCAAUCGACCGAUGGCAGUGCUCAGCCAACAUGA